This is a messenger RNA of Condylura cristata (star-nosed mole), 1691 nucleotides long. It is a transcript of the gene NPM3, whose product is annotated as nucleophosmin/nucleoplasmin 3. The record is from RefSeq and is a predicted model, not a curated record. Bases 720 to 1346 code for a protein of 208 amino acids. Gene Ontology annotation, biological process: chromatin remodeling. Gene Ontology annotation, cellular component: cytoplasm; nucleoplasm; nucleolus. NCBI's taxonomy places the organism in Eukaryota, Metazoa, Chordata, Mammalia, Eulipotyphla, Talpidae. The transcript is spliced from 6 exons. Gene Ontology annotation, molecular function: chromatin binding; histone binding; RNA binding.
AUUCUCAGUAGCUAUCUUGAAGGCAGUCCCCACUUAGAACCAUUGAUUUAGUAAAGGACUUCAAGAUUUUACUCGAGACAAGGAAAAGCUUAAAGCCAAGAAAACGAGAUUGGUUUUGCUCAGCCACUUUCUUGCCAGUUAAACUUGCAUGUAGUUUAUGGUGGUAAUUACCUUGAUAAGUGACAAUUUGCCUAAACCAUUGGCCAAAAGGCAAGAUGGCGGAAGUAUUCCAAAGUAGGAGUCCAAGGCAGAAGGAUGUGUCAGAGCUGACUGGGAUUUAUAAACCCCAAAUCCUGCAUCUGCUGGGAGCAGCAGUUCCACCCUGAGCCAAUGUCCCUGCUACUAGCUGGGAGCAGGACAGCUCGGAAGCCACCUGCAUAGUACUGGCCUGAACAGCAGCCUCAGGAGAGGUCGAGUAGUUUGGGGUGAAGUCAUACUUGAAUCUCAGAGCAAAGGCAAAUCUGAGUGCAGGUUUUGGCUUUUCCUAGCAAAACGUUUUUCUGAGGCUUGCCUUGGCUGUGGUUUAGUUUCUAUUUGUGUCUCCCUUUAAGGAGAGGUGUCCCCGGGUUAGAGGACUAGGGAGGCACUUUAAAUAUGCUAGGACGGGAAUCCCAAACCCGUGCUUCUGUUGCUACUUUCCAUGUUGACAGGUCUGAGGAGGCCAAGUGCUCCUAGGGGAGAAUGAGCCAAGAAGUUCUGGGCCAGUCUCCUGUCAGUCUAUGGUGAGCGGUUCCUUUAAUGGGCGGGGCCAAAGCCGCAGACAGUCCCCGGCUUUGUACGUGUCGGGGGCGGAGUUUCGUCACGGCCUUUGCAGCAUGGCCGCUGGCGCUGCCGCCGCCUUGGCGUUCUUGAGUCAGGAGAGCCGAGUCCGUGCCGGGGGUGUCGGGGGUCUGCGGAUCCCGGCUCCGGUCACGAUGGACAGUUUUUUUUUCGGCUGUGAGCUCUCCGGCCACACCCGCUCUUUCACCUUCAAGGUAGAGGAAGAGGAUGAUGCAGAGCACGUGCUGGCUUUGACCAUGCUUUGCCUCACCGAGGGGGCCAAAGAUGAAUGUAAUGUGGUGGAAGUUGUGGCCAAGAACCAUGACCACCAGGAGAUUGCCGUCCCUGUGGCCAACCUCAAGUUGUCCUGCCAACCCAUGCUCAGUUUGGAUGACUUCCAGCUCCAGCCACCUGUAACCUUUCGCCUGAAAUCAGGCUCUGGCCCUGUGCGGAUCACUGGGCGGCACCAGAUUGUUUCUAUAAGCAACGAUCUUUCUGAGGAAGAAGAGAGUGAAGAGGGGAGUGAGGAAGAAGCAGUUGAGUUAUGCCCCAUCCUGCCUGCCAAGAAGCAGAGGGGCAGGCCCUAGCUCUCUUUGGUCAUCUAGCUGCCUGCCACAUGCGCCAUGCACCAUGUUCCUGUACAAGUUUCAAGAAUUUCAAAUGUGUCUUCUCCGUUGAAGAGGAGGGGUGUGGGUGUGGCUUCUUGGGCGGGUGCUAGAAAACUGGGGACCUUGUUCUCCAUAGGGCCCAGUUAUUCUAAUCUAAUACCAUGCCUAGGGCUUCUUUUUUCUCCAAGAGUGGGAAGAACUUUAAACUUCUGUCCUGACCCUCUCUUCCCACUUGCUUAUGAGUUUGCAGGUCAGUGUCUGAAACUCAGGACUACACGUUUUUAACACUUUUUACACUUUUGGAUAAAAGUUGAAAUAAAUGGC